This is a messenger RNA of Paramormyrops kingsleyae, 431 nucleotides long. It is a transcript of the gene prok1, whose product is annotated as prokineticin 1. The record is from RefSeq and is a predicted model, not a curated record. Lineage: Eukaryota; Metazoa; Chordata; Actinopteri; Osteoglossiformes; Mormyridae. Gene Ontology annotation, biological process: endothelial cell proliferation.
GAGAGCGUCAGCAUGCCUCACUGACAAGGCAGAAGAUCCCUGAUGAUCAGAGAGAGCAGGAGACGUGUGGGACAGCCAGCCUUCCAAAGCCAGCUUACAAUGAGCAUUAGCAAGUUCCUGCUGCUGUGUAUCAGCCUGGUUCUCCUCAGCUGCUCCAGGGCGGCUGUCAUCACUGGGGCAUGUGAGAGGGAUGUGCAGUGUGGCCCGGGCACAUGCUGCGCAGUCAGCCUGUGGCUGCGUGGGCUGCGCAUGUGCACACCCCGGGGCGUGCUGGGUGACGAGUGCCACCCCUUCAGUCACAAGGUGCCUUUCAUUGGAAAAAGGCAACACCAUACGUGUCCUUGUCUACCCCAUUUGCUGUGUGGCAGACAUACAGAGAGUAAAUACAGAUGUACCAAUGAUUUCAAAAAUGGUGACUUUUAAUAGUGUUG